AUGAGCUAUUGGCCAGCUUACGAUUCGCCUCAAUGGACCGCGACGUCUUACGGUAUGUCUAAUUUGAUUCAUUCAGGCAGCGUUGAGCUUGAGUUUGCUCAAAAUUCGGCAAAAUCGGUUUCAAAACAGAGGAGGAAAGCUGGCAAUGUUUCAGCUCCUUCCGAAUCGCCGUCGUCGAUGGGCGAUGUGAACCAGCUGGGUGGUUUCUUCGUGAACGGUCGUCCACUUCCAAUGGCUUUGAGGGUUCGUAUCAUCGAACUCCAUCACUCCGGCAUUCGGCCUUGCGACAUCUCACGGCAGCUCAGAAUCAGUCAUGGAUGUGGAUCAAUCGAACCGGGCACAAUCGGUGGAAGUAAGCCGCGAGUGACGACGCCAAAGGUAGUCGAGUACAUUCGCCUAUUGAAGUACUCAGAUCCAGGAAUUUUCUCAUGGGAAAUCCGAGAUCGACUUGUAAACGACGGGAUUUGCAAUAAGGAUAGUGUGCCUUCCGUCAGCAGCAUCAGUCGUAUACUACGCAGUAAGACUCCCAAAGGUCUGGAAUCGCUGCAAUUUUUACCGUAUCCACGAUGUCCACAAUCGGAGCAUUUAGCCUUGCAGAUGCACUACAACCAGCACAAUAUUAAUUUCAGUAAACUCGUUCCGAAGCUGUGGUCAAUCAGACAACCAAAUGUGUCCCACUACGCUGUCCCGAUGCUGAACACGAGUUGGACCAUGGGUCUUUCAUCUCAGUUGGUUCUGGAUCUGGUGGAACCUGAAAAGGAAAUUAAUCGACUAGCAAAU
Ostertagia ostertagi is the source of this 780-nucleotide messenger RNA. Lineage: Eukaryota; Metazoa; Nematoda; Chromadorea; Rhabditida; Trichostrongylidae. The record is from the annotation of a GenBank genome assembly.